ACGCAUGCGUCAGUGGUGCAGCGGCUCACAAGGUGACAAAUAACCUGAUUGAAUUUCAUUACUUCAGACAUUGCCAAGCUAGGAUGGCAGCUGCCAGCCCAGCUGAGAGAGCAGUCCUGGAGGAGGAAUUCAAAUGGCUUCUGCGGGAAGAGGUUCAUGCCGUCCUUAAGCAGCUACAAGACAUUCUUAAGGAGGCCUCUCGUCGUUUUGCAAUGCCUGCUGCAGGUCUUGAGAGCCAGAUGAAACAGGAAAAUUUCAUACUUGGCAGUUCAACCACUGACCAGGUAAAGGGAGUGUUAACAUUGCAAGGGGAAGCGUUGACACAAGCUGAUAUUAACCUCAAAAUGGCCAAAAGCAACCAGGUUUUACACUUCUCAUUUCGAGAGGAUAAACAGUGGAAAAUGCAGCAGAUUCAGGACGCAAGAAACCACGUCAAUCAAGCUCUACAGUUGUUAAGCAGCAGAGACGACAGUUACCAUUUUAAAACUGGUGCUGAGGUCAAUAAGCUAAUGGAUGCAGUUAUGCUGCAGCUAACAAGAGCCCGCAAUCGUCUUACUACUCCAGCCAGCCUAACCCUGCCCGAAGUGGCCUCCAGUAGCCUAACGAGAAUGUUUACUCCCCCACUCCCUGGAGAUAUACUUGUAAAUUUUUACAUUAACCUCAGUAAACUCUGCCUCAUUGUCUAUCAGCUUCAUGUUCUACAGCCAAAUUCAAACAAGAACUUCAAACCUGGAGGGAGUUCAGUUCUGCACAAUCCUGGCACAAUGUUUGAAUUCAAUAACCUGAAAUUUGAAGUUAGCCAUGUCCAUAAAGUGGAGUGUGUAGUUCCUUGGCUAAAUGACACUCUUGUAUUCUUCACAAUUUCCCUUCAGUUAUGUCAGCAGCUGAAAGAUAAGAUUUCUGUCUUUUCCAGCUAUUGGAACUACAGACCUUACUAAUUUUUAUUUUGUGAAAUUCAGCUCACUGGUUUGUUACGUAAAGUGGCAUUUUUGUUGAUUUCCCAAUCUCUAUCACCUAUGGGCAUUUUCUGACAUUUGGAGAGGAAGCACUGCAUAUAUCGGAGAACACUACUUGGGACCAUUUGUUACCGGGAUACUUGUUUUUGGUUCAUUUUAACUUUAAAGCUGACAGAAUUUUGUUCUUGUGCUUGCUUAAAGAGUGUAUACAAUGAAAGAGAGCUUUGCCUGUUCUGUCAAACGCAGUUUAGUAUCGUUUAUAAAGCCAGACAGAGCUGUGGGACACACAUCAUAUUGUCAUUUAAAAUCUGAACUUUAUAUAAUAUGAUAAAACAUUUUGUGCCCCCACCAUCCCCCCCAUGUAUACAGUUCCAGAAAGCACAUAAAGAACAUUAAGCAUGAAUUAUUCUUUUUUUAAAUGCAUUAAUAUUUCUCUUUUAUUCAUCUGGGAACAUAUUUAGCCAGUGUUUAACUCAUGAACAAUUUAGUAUUUGAGUCUUUUGUUAUUUAUUUGGUGAAAAAUGUGAAUGCAAUAUUCCUUUUUGGAAGUUACUAGUACGUGUAAUGUAUAAUCUCUUCUUUUUGGCAUUAAAUAUUUCUCAUGAAUGUGCUUAAACAGUUUAGUGAUGACCAAAAUAAUGUGCAAUAAUAAUAAAAAAUAUGAAAUGUU
Messenger RNA from Polypterus senegalus (gray bichir), 1626 nucleotides. It is a transcript of the gene rogdi, whose product is annotated as rogdi atypical leucine zipper. Bases 84 to 938 code for a protein of 284 amino acids. The record is from RefSeq and is a predicted model, not a curated record. NCBI's taxonomy places the organism in Eukaryota, Metazoa, Chordata, Cladistia, Polypteriformes, Polypteridae. Gene Ontology annotation, cellular component: RAVE complex. The transcript has 11 exons.